Molecule: messenger RNA, 6062 nt
Organism: Pteropus alecto (black flying fox)
Lineage: Eukaryota; Metazoa; Chordata; Mammalia; Chiroptera; Pteropodidae
Gene: EPB41L1
Product: erythrocyte membrane protein band 4.1 like 1
Exons: 22
Coding region: 212-2632 (806 amino acids)
Biological process (GO): cortical actin cytoskeleton organization
Cellular component (GO): plasma membrane; cytoskeleton
Molecular function (GO): actin binding; structural molecule activity
Source: RefSeq, a predicted model, not a curated record
CGCGUCGCCGCCGCCAGAUCCAGCCCUCAGCUCAGCCCUGGCAGGGUGGAUGGCCCUGCUUGUCAGCCCCCUCCUCUCCCAGCCAGGCCCCAGGGAGGCCUUCUGAAAAAGACGCUUUUGUUUCACCAGCUCCUUCUGGUUUCCUCUCAAGGUGCCUGACUGACGUCCUUAUCCCCAGGAAGCUGGUGUGGACAGAGGACUGAGCCUAGACAUGGAGGAGAAGGACUACGGGGAGGCCGAUGGCCUGUCAGAGAGGACCACACCCAGCAAGGCCCAGAAAUCGCCCCAGAAGAUUGCCAAGAAAUACAAGAGUGCCAUCUGCCGAGUCACUCUGCUCGAUGCCUCUGAGUAUGAGUGUGAAGUGGAGAAACAUGGCCGGGGCCAGGUGCUGUUUGACCUGGUCUGUGAGCACCUCAACCUCCUGGAGAAGGACUACUUUGGCCUGACCUUCUGUGACGCUGACAGCCAGAAGAACUGGCUGGACCCGUCCAAGGAAAUCAAGAAGCAGAUCCGGAGCAGCCCCUGGAAUUUUGCCUUCACAGUCAAAUUCUACCCCCCUGAUCCUGCUCAGCUGACAGAAGAUAUCACAAGAUACUACCUGUGCCUGCAGCUGCGGGCGGACAUCAUCACAGGCCGGCUGCCUUGCUCCUUUGUCACGCAUGCCCUGCUGGGCUCCUACGCUGUGCAGGCCGAGCUGGGCGACUAUGAUGCUGAGGAGCACGUGGGCAACUAUGUCAGCGAGCUCCGCUUCGCCCCUAACCAGACCCGAGAGCUAGAGGAGAGGAUCAUGGAGCUGCACAAGACGUACAGGGGAAUGACCCCAGGAGAAGCAGAAAUUCACUUCCUGGAGAAUGCCAAGAAGCUUUCCAUGUACGGAGUAGACCUGCACCAUGCCAAGGACUCUGAGGGCAUUGACAUUAUGUUAGGAGUCUGUGCCAAUGGUCUGCUUAUCUACCGGGACCGGCUGAGAAUCAACCGCUUUGCUUGGCCCAAGAUUCUCAAGAUCUCCUACAAGAGGAGUAACUUCUACAUCAAGAUCCGGCCUGGGGAGUAUGAGCAGUUUGAGAGCACGAUUGGCUUUAAGCUCCCAAACCACCGGUCGGCCAAGAGACUGUGGAAGGUCUGCAUCGAGCACCACACGUUCUUCCGGCUGGUAUCCCCAGAACCCCCACCCAAGGGCUUCCUGGUGAUGGGCUCCAAGUUCCGGUAUAGUGGGAGGACCCAGGCACAGACUCGCCAGGCCAGUGCCCUCAUCGACCGGCCUGCACCCUUCUUUGAGCGUUCCUCCAGCAAACGGUACACCAUGUCCCGCAGCCUUGAUGGAGCAGAGUUCUCCCGCCCAGCCUCUGUCAGUGAGAACCAUGAUGCAGGAGCUGAUGGUGACAAGCAGGAAGAGGAUGGCGAGUCUGGGGGACGGCGAUCGGAGGCCGAGGAAGGAGAGGUCAGGACCCCCACUAAGAUCAAGGAGCUAAAGUUCUUAGACAAGCCAGAGGAUGUCUUACUGAAGCACCAGGCUAGCAUCAACGAGCUCAAGAGGACCUUGAAGGAACCCAACAGCAAACUGAUCCACCGGGAUCGAGACUGGGAGCGGGAGCGCAGGCUGCCGUCCUCGCCCGCCUCCCCCUCCCCCAAAGGCACCCCUGAGAAAGCCAAUGAGAGAGCAGGGCUGAGGGAGGGCUCGGAAGAGAAAGUCAAACCACCACGUCCCAGGGCCCCAGAGAGUGACACAGGAGACGAGGACCAGGACCAGGAGAGGGACGCGGUGUUCCUGAAGGACAACCACCUGGCCAUUGAGCGUAAGUGCUCCAGCAUCACAGUCAGCUCCACAUCCAGCCUGGAGGCUGAGGUCGACUUCACGGUCAUUGGUGACUACCACGGCAGCGCCUUCGAAGACUUCUCCCGCAGCCUUCCUGAGCUCGACCGAGACAAAAGUGACUCAGAAACCGAGGGCCUGGUGUUCUCCCGGGAUCUUAGCAAGAGGGGCCCCAGCCAGGAUGAUGAGUCCGGGGGCAUCGAGGACAGCCCGGAUCGAGGGGCCUGCUCCACCCCGGAUAUGCCCCAGUUUGAGCCUGUGAAAACAGAAACCAUGACAGUCAGCAGCCUGGCCAUCAGGAAGAAGAUCGAGCCGGAGGCUGUACUGCAGACCAGAGCCACCACUGUGGACACCCAGCAGGUUGAUGGGACUGCCCCAGGGGGGAAGGAGUUCAUAACAACUGCUCCCUCCAUCACCACAGAGACCAUAUCGACCACCAUGGAGAACAGUCUCAAGUCCGGGAAGGGGGCAGCUGCCAUGAUCCCAGGCCCACAGACGGUGGCCACGGAAAUCCGUUCUCUUUCUCCGAUCAUCGGGAAAGAUGUCCUCACCAGCACCUACGGCGCCACUGCGGAAACCCUCUCCACCUCCACCACCACCCAUGUUACCAAAACUGUGAAAGGAGGGUUUUCUGAGACGAGGAUCGAGAAGCGAAUCAUUAUUACUGGGGACGAAGAUGUUGAUCAAGACCAGGCCCUGGCUUUGGCCAUCAAGGAGGCCAAACUGCAGCAUCCUGACAUGCUGGUAACCAAAGCUGUCGUAUACAGAGAAACAGACCCAUCCCCAGAGGAGAGGGACAAGAAGCCACAGGAAUCCUGACCUCCGUGAAGAGAUGCUGGCAUUUCUGGUCCAACCCAAGCCAGAGAACCGUUAAGAAGGGGCCUUCAUUCUGGAUUCUCCGACUCAACACCAACGUCCCAGCUGCAACGUACUGUCACUGAUGAGAGACUGGGAAAGGAAAAGCAUAUAUAUAUAGAUUAUAUAUAUAUAGAUAUAGAUAUAUAUACAGGAAACACUGCGUCCUUGCACUGCUGCCAGGGCUGGCCGAGCAGUUGGCCAACAGCAACAACCAACAUCUGAACACCUACGUUUCCUUUGCAGAUAAAUUGAAGAAUUGGUGGGAUUUUUCAGGGAAAAAAAUUACAAUGACGAUAAUCUCUUGCUCUCCCCUUCAAAGCCCUGCGGAACGUCAAAAGCAAGCCAGAUCACGAAGAUCGUAGAAGUACAGUACGACCCUGGUUCUGCACGUUACAUCUGGUGGACAAACAUUCCAUUUGUUCUCCGGCGUCUGUUGCCCACUUACUCAAGUGCAAAGGAAAACCCUUUUGCAGCAAAGCAAGAUAAGUCGCAGCAGCAAGACACGCACUGUCAACUGUUUUCCAAGAAAGAAAGGAAAUUCCCCACUUGGAAAGGAGGAGGAGGAACACUGGAUUAUUAUUUUUUGGGUCUUGACACUGGGCUGCAAAAUCCUUCCUUUCUUCCACCUCCUCUCCCUCUCACAAGUCUUGUCAUCAUUUUCUGUCUGGGCUCUCUCCUCCCUCUCUCCCAACCCUGCACCCUUCGCCCUCUGUGUCCUGGUCCUGCUGAGGGCCACUGCAGAUGACUCUCACUUGAAAUGAGAAAGAGGGAAAGCAAGAACAGAAAACCAAGCCACAGGAAGGGAAGUAGACAUUGUGUGUUUAUGGGUUCUCAUUAUGAAGGUGCAGCUUGUAGGAGAUUUGUAUGGAUGUGCUUUUAAGUUAUGUAUAUUACAUAUAACAGGAAACCAAUAUUAAAAUAAACAGUGCUGGUAAGUAUAAAGCUGACAUUUAAAAUUUAUAAUUAUCUGACUGUGAUUGAUGUAUUCCAAGGUUCCUAGAUCUCACUGAACUGGCCCAGCCAAGGGGACCCAAACUCUGGCUGUGGGUUGCUCACAGUAGGAGCUGAUAGUUCAGUGUAGUAAUACAGUGUGUGGUGUUUGUCAUUGGUUGAUUGGUGGGGAGGGGCAGGGUCCCCAAAAGGAGAGGCAGGGGUUUUGCAAGAAGGAAGAAACACAGAUGUAGUCCAAGAUGCCUUUUCCCCUGGGCAGUAGCAGCCAGGGCCUGGUUUGUGCUCAGGAAUGGGGUCCGGAGUUAGGAUUUUGCUGCAGAAUGUCCCCUGGCUCAGUCCCCCUAGCUCCCUAGUUAGAGACUUGCCUCAGUUUUCAGUCCACUGUUUGUUUGUUUGGUUGAGUUUUUUUUAUUUUUUUUUGUUUUUUUUUUUUUUUUUUUUUUUUUUUUUUUUGCCACGUUUUGCCUUUCCCUGACUGAAUUGUCAUAGCUAACUCCCUAUCCCACGGGAGGCAAUGCCCCUAGCCACUGCAAUAGAUGGUGGCUUUGACCUGGCUGUCUGAAAAUUCCCAGCUCUUUUUCUUUACCACUCCUGUAUUCUGUCUGAAUUAUUCUCUUCUUCCUGAGCCAAAGCAGCCAUGGUAGAGACCAUGAACACAGGAGGGACCUGGUAGGUCAAAAGUGCAUUCCAGAAGGCUUCGCCUACCCCAGAACCAGCUGAGGAUGGAAGGUGGUACUGCUCAAAGUCUCCGUUGAUGCAUAAGACCCCGGCUUUGGAGACCUCCCCUUGAGUCAGGAUCUGCGCCUGUGCCCUCAGAGUCCCAAAAAUUGCCUCGAGACCACAGAAGCCCUUGGGAAAACCUGAUCAAAAGGUUAGCACACAGGGGCUUUCCCAGGCUUUCCUGCCACAAGCUGCUUCCCUGAGCUCGGUGAAUCCCCUUCUGAGGGAGCCUGUCUCCACUGCACUUUAAUUUCUCAGUCCCACCUCACCUCUCCAAUCCUGCUUCUAAAGCAGUUGAUAAAGUCAUUCAACACGUAUUCAUUGAGUAUCUACUUGUGCCAGGCUCUAUUCUUGGACUGAAGGAGAGAGUGUGGGGGGGAGGGGUGGAACCUGGGAAGCCCACUGAAUGAGCAUUACAUUUCCAACUGUGGCUGGCCCCUCAGAGCAUUUCCACAUUCUCUCCAGUUAUUGGACAUUGCCCAGGGAGGCCUUCCAGAGAGCCUGGGCUUGCUUCUCCGUUACCCUGAGGAUAUAUAUGCUUAGCUGCUUCCCUGGUGCUGACCUGAGGCAGGACAAGAAACCAGAAUAGUCUGCCUCUGCGGGUAAAAAUGGGAUGGAGAGAGGGCAGGGAGCCCUGAACCUGGGGCUCAGAUGGCAGAGUCCCCCAGAGCAGGCCCUGUCAUCUGCUCUAACUCCCUGAGUGUGACAGCACAUUUUCCAUGCACCAGGUUCAUUUUACAACUGUGGUAAAGAAGCCACAGAACUUCCUUCCAGCCCUUCUCAACCUGAGAACUCCCACUCUUUCUGGGUCAAGAGCUGGAGUGGCUCCUCUCUGGGCCAUCCGGAAUUUGGCUCAGGCACUCCUGUCUUUGUUGGAACCAGGCAUCCUGGACACACUUCAGAGGGAGAGUAUUUUCUCUGGGUUCUACACCUGCCUACAGACCCUGGGCAUGUGGCUUCAGUCAGGAGUGAAGUGACCAAGCUUAGCUCGUGGGCCAGCCGGGGUUUGUGGAGAUCUCUGUCCCACAGAUGCUCUGACCUUCCUCCACGGAGGGGCAGGCAUGCCACCAGGGAGAAAGGGAGCUGCAAAGCUGAAAUCUAGGGCACUGUUUCCUCCACAUCCUCUUCUUCAUAGAGAAUACAGAUGUUUGUCUUGUCUGUCUUCAACUUACUUUUCUUUUUUUCUUUUUAAUAUUUGUCAUCCUUUCUGUGCUGCCUCUCCACCCAGGAGAUGAUGUAGCAUAGUGGAAAAAGUCCCAGAGGGCAGUCAGGAGUUCUGGAUAGCCAUCCUGAGCUAGUCCUGUGCCCCCUUUGGGGCCUCAGUUUCCCUAUUUAUAAAACGAGGAGGAUUAAACCAGAUGCUCUCCAGGAUCUUUUUCCGCUCUGCCAUCCUAUAAAUUUUCAUUUUAUUUUGCUUUCUCGGGAUCUUUUCCAUCUGAGGGUACAGGAAGCGCCAGGACCUGUUUCAGUUUUUGAAUCCUGCGAGCACAUUCCAAGACUGGCCUGAAAUUGCAUGAGCAACAUCACUCUAAUUUUUUUUUUUUUUUUAAAGCACCUUACCAACCAACUGCGAUGCUGUCCUGUUCCUUUUUACUCACACCCCUCUCUCCUCUCUGGUCCCUGCGCUCCCCCACCUCAGUGCUCUGUGCUGUAUGCGUGUGCUCUCUGUUCUUGUAUACUCAAUAAAAGUGAAAUAAAUGUGUUUGAUGCUGAACCACAA